AUGGAAGAGGACCAACAAGAAGACACCAGUUCGGCUCCUAAGGAGGAUCCAGACGAGUCGGACUCCCAAAUCUUCUCAGAUGAAGGAGGUGAAAUUCUCGAUGAGUUGUCAGGCGAAGCAGAUGAGGAGGAAGAUGAGGAAGAGCUGUCACCUACUCCCGAGGAGCUUAUUAGGAGUAACGAAUACAUCCUCAAGUUACUGCAGAAAAGACUUAUCCAUAUGAAGAGAACUAAAGAAGAGGCUGAAGAAACUUCUCCUGCUGAUAAGACCAACGGUGGUAGUGGGACAAUCAAGCCAAGUGAUCAAGCACCUAUUCGUAAUGAGUUACUUAACAGCACACAAAAGUUCUUGGGAGUGAUCAACACAACUAUUCAACAGCUUAAAGCCCAAGAUGAUAUUGGACUGCACAUCCCUGAGCUAGAUCUGGAGCAAGAUGUUCACCAACUCAUGAUGAAUUCAGAGCUGGUAGAGGAGCUGGAGCAGUGCGUGACAGGCUGGCAUACUCAUCUUUCUGAUAUCCUUGAGGAGCUAGACCUCAAGAAACCAGAGAGUCCUCGUCCGAUGGCAGAAAUCAUUUUUUGGCAGGAACGUUCCUCCAUCCUGAGUGCUCUGACAGCAAAGCUUAAUCACCCAAUGGUAAAAAAGAUUUUGCUGGUAUUGACCAAAGCACAAGUUGAUGUGGUUACCACUAUGGAGGCUACAGUGGCUAAACUCGUAAAAUACACUUUGGAAGCAGAUGAGAAUGUGGGCUUCCUCAAAACACUGGAAAGACAUUUCAAGAAUCUGGCUAUGGGAGCAGAUUUUAGUGUGCUUCUAGAAACCAUCCCACCUCUUUUGAACAGCCUACAAGUUGUGUGGUUAAUCUCCUGCCACUAUAACAGGAACGAUCGCAUGGUCCCGUUGAUGGAGCGCAUUGUUUGGCAACUGUCUGAGCGAGUGGCUCAAACCAUUGAUAUCCAUCAACUCUUUAAAGAUGAUAGAGCUGUUGCCAAAUCCAUGGUGGAUGAUGCAAAGGAGGUUCUGGAAUUGUGGAAGUCUUCUUACUAUGAUGUGCGCGCUGAAAUUCAAGAAGGAGGCACUGGUAAACGUUGGGAGUUUGACAGAAGAAAGCUCUUUGAGAAAACCGAUUACAUGGCUGCCAUCUGCCAGGACUUGUCCAAUGUUUUGCACAAUUUGGAAGAGUUCUACAACAUCUUCUGCCCAGAGUUAAAAAGUGUGACUUGGGACCCAAAACGUUUUGAUGAACUGCAGGGCCAAGUCGACAACCUCAUCAUUCCUUUUGAGGAAACCGAUUUUGAUCCUUUCAAUAGUUGUAAGAUUAGCAGCUGGAAAAUCAUCAUGCAAAAUUUCAGCAGUUCAGUUUACACCAUUGAGAGGGAAGUCAUUGCCUUCAUUGACCAGUCCUUCAAGACACUGCGCUCCUCAACUGCUGCCUUUGAAAUGCUUGUGAAAUACAAAGACAUUCGCUCUAGACCAGCCAUCAAUAACCAUUUGAUGAAAAAGACAAAUGAUGUUUUGUCUCAGUACUGCAAAGAGGUGGACAGUAUAAAUGAAAUAUUUGAGGAAAAGAGGGAUAAGCCACAAAUUAAUAAGAAUGAGCCUCCCACGGCAGGCAGCGUCAGGUGGACACAUUCCCUCUUUCAGCGCAUAAAAGGUGGCAUGCUUCCUCUCCUGACAAUGCCAGAUUUAUUGGAAUCCGAAAUGGGCUUAUUGGCAAAGAACAAAUACUUGGAAAUGGCAAAAAAAGUAAGUGAGUAUGGAGUUAAGAAGUAUAAGGCAUGGAUGUCUGAAACUGAACGCAACUUGCCAUUAUUAUUGAGAAAACCUGUUUUGGUCAUAAUUUCGAAGGAAACCCAACGCGAGCUGGCCGUCCCAGCCAAACCUGACAUCAAGGGCCAGAGGGAUCGGCGAUACCGUGUUAACUUUCCACCAGAGAUCAUGACAAUAAUCGCAGAGACAAAAAACUUAAUUUCAAUGUCCUUCUCCAUGCCUGAGGUCGCUCGAAACGUGACUCUGCAGGAGUCCAACUUUAUAAGGUACACUGAAGAACUGUACAAGCUCGUCAACCGCUACAACUCUACACUUGAUAGUCUGAGUGAUUCCAAAAUCACCAUGUUGUCUCAUAACAUAAGAAAGGUCGAAACGGUGUUAUUUCCGGGAUGCAAAAGGCUAAACUGGAAUUCCUUAGCAAUUGCAGAUUUCAUCAACAAUGGGAACCCGGAGUUCUCAAAGUUUGAGUCAGUUGUCAAUCAAAUACUGAACAAUGAGCUCGAUAUCGAAACCAAGCUGAAAUCCAUUACGAUGGCAGAGAUCCUCAAAUGUCCAUCACCAGACAAGACAGAGCUUUUACCAAGUGUCAGAGAGUUUUAUGAAUGUAUGGAUCGAGAACGGAUCAAGACAACAAAUUUGAUGAGAAGCAAAUAUGCUGACAUUGGACCUGUCAUCUCGAAAGUGGAACACUUGAUCUUGGAAACAAACACCGGCAAGUGCAGCAGCAUGGCAAAUUAUUAUGCACACUGGGAACGCAAGGUGCACGAGGCUCUCAUUACCAUGAUGCUGAGGAACAUCAAGGCUUUCAAUUCUGUUCUGACGGGGAACGUCCCUCUGUUCCGUGUUGAUGCCAUCCUUUCUCCACCCAGAAUUUUGUUGCAGCCCAAGACAAAUGAGAUCUCCCGCACACUUAUACAGUGUAUCAAAGAAUGUGUCGAGAGCACCAAAGAAUUUGUGCGUUGGAUGAAUGGAACAUGCAUGGAGUGCCCACCACAACACAUAGAGGGUGAUGACUUUGUGACUUUUAGCUUCUUUGAGGAAGUGUGUUAUCACCCUCAAAUCAACGAAAGCGCCUUAGGUGUAUCCCAGAAUAUUCAGCAAUUAAUGCUUUCUGUAGAUCAGUACCUUAUUCACUGGAAACAGUACCAACCCCUGUGGGAAAAGGACAACGCCACAGUCUGUGAAAAAUUUGCUGAUAAAAACCCGACAUGUGCUAUGUAUGAUCAGAGGCUGCAGUUCUAUGCUCAAAUAAAUCAAAAGGUGGUACAGGAGGCUCUUUUUAAGAAUAUAAACAUCAUUCAACUAAACCUGGAGCCACUUGCCCGCACUGUUCAAGAGACUGCAGAGUCCUGGAUCAGUUCACUGGGGAGUUUGCUCAACAAAUCAGCUAAAGAAGAACUUUUCAACUUGAAAGAAGAAUUCAUGCAACUCUCAGAGAAGCUUAAAGAGAGUCCUGAUACUUUUGAGAGCUUGAAGAAUGUCCUUGGGACGAUCUCAGACAUUAAAGACAUGUCUUUAAAUGUGAAACUGAGCAUCACGGAUAUCGAGGAAAGAUACAGAACACUAGCUAUGUACAAAGUGAAGGUUGCAGAAGAGGAAAAGGAGCUCAUGGAAAACAUUAACCAGAUAUGGAGGGACCUGUUUACAGAAUCCAAACGAGUGGAUCGGAGUUUAACAAAUGUCAAGGUGUCAUUUAAAGAGACUACCAAGGGGAUGACUGAAGAGUUUCAGAAGAAUUUGUCCAUCUUUUUUGCAAGCUUUAACACGGAUGGUCCUGGUGCUGUUGGCGAGGAUUUAGAUCAAGGCCUAUCAAAAAUGGAAUACUAUGAAACUGAGCUUGCCAAGGCUGUGGAGAGAAGGCAGGAGCUAGCUAAUGCUGAGAAGCUCUUGGACCUUCCCAUCACUGUGUACCCAGAGAUUAUCAGCAUACAAAAAGACAUGAAUGGCUUCAGGCUGAUUUACGACAUCUUCCAGGAGCAAAAGGCGGCAAAGAACAAAUGGUCUCAGACAUUAUGGGCGGAUUUAGAUAUCCAGCUGCUUCAGGAGGGUGCUGAAGGAUUUCUCAAAGAUAUGAGAAAGUUACCCAAGGAUGUGCGGUCGCUACCUGUGGCCUACUUCCUCGAGGGCAGGAUGAAGGAAUUCAGAGAUUCGCUUCCUCUGCUGUUGGAUCUUAAGAAUGAAGCCCUCAGAGAAAGACACUGGAAGGAACUGAUGGAUCGAACCGGCACAAGCUUUGAGAUGAACCCUACCACCUUCACGCUAGAAAACAUGUUUGCAAUGGAGCUUCAUAAAUAUGCCGCUGUCAUAGGUGACAUUGUUGGUUCAGCUUCCAAAGAGCUUGGUAUUGAAAAGGGUGUGAGGGAGGUGGUAGAAACUUGGGGAACCAUGCUAUUCACUAUACAGUCCUACAGUAAAGGUACCCAACAGAGUGCUGUGUUGGGUCCAGUGGAAGAGAUUAUGUUGAUCGUGGACAACGAUGCCAUGAAUUUGCAGAGCAUGGCCGGGAGUCGAUUUGUUGGACCUUUCUUAAGCACCAUACAACAAUGGGAGAAGGACCUGUCCCUUAUCAGUGAGACCAUAGAGGUUUGGUUGCAAGUACAACGGAAAUGGAUGUACUUGGAGAGCAUAUUCAUUGGUGGAGAUAUUUCUUCACAGUUACCAGAGGAAGCCAAAAAAUUUAAUCUCAUUAACAAAACGUUUAAAGAAAUAAUGGAUGAUGCACAGACCAACCCAAACAUUAAGCGUUGCUGCGUGAUUCCUAACCGGCUAAUGGAUCUACAGACCCUCAGUGAGAACCUGGAGAGGUGUCAGAAGAGUCUCAACGACUACUUAGAUUCUAAACGGGACGCAUUCCCUCGCUUCUUCUUCAUCUCUGACGAUGAACUGCUCAGCAUUUUGGGGAGUAGUCACCAUGAAUGUGUGCAGGAACAUAUGAUCAAGAUGUACGAUAACAUCGCAUCUCUCCGGUUUGACUCGGAAAGCAAUGGGGAAAUAUCAGCGGGAGCUAUGGUGUCCGCCGAGGGUGAGGUGAUGGACUUUCAAAAGGCCGUCCCAGUCAAAGGAAGGGUGGAGGAGUGGAUGACAGGAGUUCUGUCCGAGAUGAGAAGAACGAAUCGACUCGUCACUAAGGAAGCAAUCUUCCGCUACUGUGAGGACAGAGGCAGGGUGGACUGGAUGUUGCUGUUCCAGGGCAUGGUGGUGCUGGCUACAAAUCAAGUGUGGUGGACGUGGGAGGUGGAGGAUGUUUUUAACAAGUUGAAAAAGGGAGACAAAUACGCUCUAAAGAACUAUGCGACAAAGAUGCACCAGCAGAUUGAUGAGCUGGUGACAUGUUCCACACAGCCUUUGAAGAAAAAUGACAGAAAGAAGAUCAACACCGUCCUUAUUAUCGAUGUCCACGCAAGAGACAUUGUAGACAGCUUUGUCUUGAACAGUAUUACAAAUGCUAAGGAGUUUGAGUGGGAAAGCCAAUUGAGAUUCUACUGGGUCCAGGAAGAGGACAAUCUUCUCGUGCGUCAGUGCAGUGCGACUUUCAGCUACGGCUACGAAUACAUGGGGUUGAACGGUCGGUUGGUUAUAACUCCUCUGACAGACCGGAUCUACCUCACCAUCACACAGGCUCUCUCCAUGUUCCUGGGUGGAGCUCCUGCCGGACCAGCUGGCACCGGAAAGACAGAGUCCACCAAAGAUCUUGCCAAAGCUCUGGGCCUGCUCUGUGUGGUUACCAACUGUGGUGAAGGCAUGGACUACAUGGCUGUGGGGAAGAUCCUCUCCGGCCUGGCCCAAUGUGGAGCUUGGGGCUGCUUUGAUGAAUUCAACCGUAUCGAUGCCUCGGUCCUUUCAGUUAUCUCUUCCCAAAUCCAAACCAUCCGCAAUGCUCUCAUUUUGCAUCUUAAAAUAUUCAAUUUUGAAGGUCACGAGAUUACCCUGGAUAGUCGAAUCGGGAUCUUCAUCACCAUGAACCCAGGCUAUGCGGGGCGCACGGAGCUGCCUGAAUCAGUCAAAGCGCUCUUCAGGCCUGUGGUGGUGAUCGUGCCCGACUUGCAACAGAUUUGUGAGAUCAUGCUGUUUUCUGAGGGAUUCCUGAUGGCCAAGGUCCUUGCAAAGAAGAUGACGGUGCUGUACAAGUUGGCUCGUGAGCAGCUGUCUAAGCAAUCUCAUUAUGACUUUGGCCUGCGAGCUUUGAAAUCUGUCCUUGUCAUGGCCGGAGAACUGAAGAGAGACUCUCCAGACAUCACUGAGGAUGUGGUCUUGAUGCGAGCCCUGAGGGAUAUGAAUCUUCCAAAGUUUAUAUUUGAGGAUGUGCCUCUGUUCCUUGGGCUGAUCGCAGACCUGUUUCCAGGGCUGGAAUGCCCUCGUGUUCGCUAUCCCAACUUCAAUGAUGCUGUGGAAGGAAACCUGGAAGACAACAAAUAUGUCAUGCUACCUAUCCAGGUGGAUAAAGUGGUGCAAAUGUACGAAACAAUGAUGACACGACACACAACUAUGAUAGUGGGCCCAACAGGGGGAGGCAAAUCGGUUGUAAUCAGCACAUUAUGUCAAGCUCAAACCAAAUUGGGAUUUCACACCAAAUUAUACCCUCUGAACCCCAAAGCUGUGAGUGUCAUUGAACUUUAUGGUAUUCUGGAUCCAGACACUCGGGACUGGACGGAUGGGGUCUUAUCCAACAUCUUCCGUGAGAUCAACAAGCCUACCGACAAACAAGAGAGGCGGUAUAUUCUGUUUGAUGGGGAUGUGGAUGCUCUUUGGGUUGAGAACAUGAAUUCAGUGAUGGACGACAACAAGCUUCUCACUCUGGCUAACGGAGAACGAAUUCGUUUACAAGGUCACUGUGCCAUGCUGUUUGAGGUUGGAGAUCUGCAGUAUGCUUCCCCUGCUACCGUCUCACGCUGUGGAAUGGUUUAUGUGGACCCCAAAAAUCUGCGCUACACCCCAUAUUGGCAGAAGUGGUUGACAGACAGACCCAUCAACCAACAAGAAGAUCUUGAUAAUCUUUUUGAAAAGUACGUCCACAUCUCGAUUGACAUGAUUGUGGAAGGUAUCGUGGAUGGGAAACAAGGACAGAAACUGAAGACUGUUGUCCCGCAGACUGACCUAAAUAUGGUAUCGCAGCUGUGCAUGAUGCUUGAUGCCCUACUUGAAACGGAGAACUUGAGUCCUGACGUGUUAGAGUCCUACUACCUGGAAGCUCUGUACUGCUCUCUUGGGGCAACAUUGGUGGAUGACGGAAGAGAGACAUUUGAUUACUUAAUCAAAAGGACUGCUUGCUUAACUACUGUGAGUGAUGAAAAAACAUUGGCUGGACCUGGUGAGAUCCCAGGGCAGCAUCCAACACUAUAUGAUUUCCACUUUGAUGGCACAAAGUGGGUUCCCUGGACUUCCCUGGUCACCAAAUACGUCCACGACCCUGAAAUGAAAUUUGCUGAUAUUUUGGUCCCAACUGUGGAUACCACAAGAACCAGCUGGAUAUUGGAACAGAUGGUGAAAAUAAAGAAGUCUGUGCUUUUGGUUGGAGACUCUGGAACUUCUAAAACUGCGACCAUUAGUAACUUUCUGAAACACCCAAGUGGAGAUUCAAAUAUUACUUUGACCAUCAACCUUUCAUCCAGGACAACAUCAAUGGACCUCCAGAGGAACCUGGAGGCCAAUGUAGAAAAAAGAACCAAAGAGAUAUACGGUCCUCCAAUGGGCAAGAGAUUGUUGGUCUAUAUAGAUGACAUGAAUAUGCCAAAGGUGGAUAGCUAUGGCACACAGCAGCCAAUUGCACUGCUGAAGCUCUUAUUGGACAGAGGAGGCAUCUAUGAUCGAGGGAAGGAGCUCACCUACAAAACCCUCAAGGACCUCGGCUUCGUCGCAGCCAUGGGGAUUGCGGGAGGUGGGAGGAACGAGGUGGACACUCGCUUUGUUUCACUCUUCAGCGUCUUCAGCAUCCCUUUCCCUGCCAUGGAGUCUCUUCACCUGAUCUAUGCCUCCAUUAUUAAAGGCCACACCAAAAACUUUGAGGAUGCAGUACAGAAGAUUUGUGAUAAAAUCACCGUCUGCACCCUGGAACUGUACAAUGGCCUCGUGAAAGACCUUCCACCGACUCCAGCAAAGUUUCACUACAUCUUUAAUCUGCGGGAUUUAUCGAGGGUGUACAAUGGACUAACAGUUACUGAGCCUGAAAGAUUUUCAACAGUCAAUAUGUUUGUACGGGUUUGGCGAAAUGAGUGUCUGAGGAUUUUCCACGAUAGGCUCAUUGAUGAAAAAGAUAAAAACAUGGUUCAGGACCUUAUCAAGAACUUAGUAGAGGAGCAUUUCAAGGCAGUCAUGGAGGAUGUAAUGAGAGACCCAAUUCUGUUUGGAGACUACAAGACCGCCUUGAGUGAGACAGAACCAAGACUAUAUGAGGAGAUAAACGACUAUGAGAUUUCUAAAAAUCUAUUUCAGGAGAUUCUAGAGGAAUACAAUGAUAGAAUCUCGAGGAUGAAUCUGGUAUUGUUUGAUGACGCCCUGGAUCAUCUGACUCGGGUGCAUCGCAUCAUCCGUAUCGAUCGAGGUCAUGCUCUGCUAGUGGGUGUGGGAGGCUCGGGCAAGCAGUCCAUCACCAAGCUUGCCGCCUUCGCUGCUGAAUGCGAGGUGUUCGAGAUCACGCUCAGCAGAGGCUAUUGCGAGUCAACGUUUCGUGAUGACUUGAAAAUAUUGUAUCUUAAACUUGGCAUUGAAAAUAAGAAGACCGUGUUUCUCUUCACUGAUGGUCAUGUUGCUGAGGAAGGUUUUUUGGAGCUCAUUAACAACAUGCUUACGUCAGGUAUUGUUCCUGCGUUGUUUCCCGAUGAUGAGAAAGAAGCGGUUCUCAACCAGCUUCGCGAAGAAGCCCUCAUGAAUGGAUCUGGUCCUUCUAAAGACAGUGUGUGGCAGUAUUUUGUUAAUAAAAGUGCCAGCAACCUACACAUUGUUUUAGGCAUGUCCCCUGUGGGAGAUACCCUGAGAACACGCUGCAGAAACUUUCCAGGUCUGAUGAACAACACUGUGAUAGAUUGGUUCUUUCCAUGGCCUACGCAAGCUCUACUUGCUGUCUCUGAGUCUUUCCUCGGUGAAAGUGAAAUGAUUCCUAAGGAACACGCUCCGGCUGUUAUCGAGCAUGUCUGCAUGGUCCAUACAUCUGUUGGCGACUACAGCAUUCUGUUCCUGCAAAAACUUCGACGUUCUAACUAUGUCACCCCGAAGAACUACUUGGACUUCAUAAGCACAUAUGCUAGCCUGCUGAAGGAAAAGGAUCAGUAUAUUCUUGCGCAGUGCAAACGUCUCGAAGGAGGCUUGGAUAAGCUGAAGGAAGCCAGCGUGCAACUGGAUGAGCUGAACAUCAAACUGGCAGUGCAGAAGGUGGUUCUCGCGGAAAAGUCCACAGCCUGUGAGACCAUGCUGAUAGAGAUUGCCUCCAACACCACUGUGGCCGAGGAGAAAAAGACACUGGGCGAAGAAAAAGCCACAGAGAUUGAAGAGCAAAAUAAAGUGAUUGCUGUCGAAAAGGCAGAAGCAGAAACAUCCCUGGUUGAAGCUCUGCCGGCAUUAGAAGCCGCUCGCAUUGCCUUGCAAGACCUUGAUAAAUCUGACGUCACUGAGAUCAGAUCCUUUGCAAAGCCGCCCAAGCAGGUCCAGGUGGUGUGUGAGUGCAUCCUGGUGCUGUGUAAGAAAAAGGAAAUUAGCUGGCAAGCCGCCAAGGCGAUGAUGUCAGAUCCUGCCUUUCUGCGUUCACUGAUGGAGAUGGACUGUGAUGCAAUCGGUCCCAACCAGGUCAAGACUGUCAAAGGCUUCUUGAAGGCCCUCGGGACCAGCCUUGAAGAAAUGCAGGGCAUCAGCAAAGCAGGUUCAGGAAUGUACAAAUUUGUGGAGGCUGUCGUCGGUUACUGCGAAGUCGCCCGAGAGAUCAAACCGAAAAGGGACAAAGUGGCCCGUCUCGAAAGAAAUUUCUUUCAGAGUAAGAAAGAGUUGGAGACCAUUCAAAGUGAGCUCACUGACAUCCAGAGAGAGUUGAAGGCUCUCGGCGACAAAUAUCAAACCGCUAUUGCGGAGAAGCAGAAACUGCAAGAGGAGGCCGAACUCAUGGAGAGAAGACUGAUAGCUGCCGACAAACUCAUCUCGGGCUUGAGCUCUGAGAAUGUGAGGUGGACACAAGAUUUAGAGGAGUUGAAGCAGCGGCGCGUGCGUCUCCUCGGAGACUGCCUCCUCUCGGCUGGCUUCCUGAGCUACGAGGGAGCCUUCAGCUGGGACUUCAGGAAUCUGAUGGUGUAUGAAACCUGGGUUAAUGACGUCAAGGAGAGAGGCAUCCCCUUGAGCGAACCUUUUAAAGUGGACAACUUACUCACGGACGAGGUGGAGAUCAGCAGGUGGGGGUCGGAGGGCUUGCCCCCGGACGAACUGUCGGUGCAGAAUGGAAUCCUCACGACGAGAGGCAGCCGAUUCCCCAUGUGCAUCGACCCGCAACAGCAAGCCCUCAACUGGAUUAAGAAGAAGGAGGCGAGCAAUAACCUCAAGAUCUCGUCCUUCAACGAUCCAGACUUCCUGAAACAUCUGGAGAUGGCCAUCAAAUAUGGAUUCCCGUUCCUAUUCCAAGAUGUGGAUGAGUACAUUGACCCUGUGAUUGACAAUGUCCUUGAGAAGAACCUGAAAGGAGCGGAGGGCAGGCAGGUGGUCAUGCUGGGUGACAAAGAGGUGGACUAUGAUCCCAGCUUCAGACUUUACCUCAACACCAAGCUGGGAAACCCCAAAUUUUCUCCGUCUGUCUUUGGAAAAGCCAUGGUUAUUAAUUAUACCGUGACCCUGAAGGGCCUGGAGGACCAGUUGCUCAGUGUCAUCAUGGGCUUCGAGAAGAAGGACCUGGAAGAGCAGCGUGAGUUUCUGAUCCAAGAGACGAGCGACAACAAGAAGCUGCUGAAGAACCUCGGUGACACCCUGCUCAGGGAGCUGGCCACGUCCACGGGAAACAUGUUGGACAACACGGAGCUGGUCUCCACCUUGGAGGAAACCAAGUCCAAAUCCAGCGAGGUAUUUGAGAAACUCAAGUUGGCUGUGACAACAUCAGUGGACAUCGAUGUGCUCCGAAACGGCUACCGACCGGCUGCCAAGCGCGGGGCCAUUUUGUUCUUCGCUUUGACGGAAAUGUCUCUGGUAAACAGCAUGUACCAGUAUUCUCUGGCCUCGUAUCUGGAAGUGUUUGACUUUUCCCUGCGUAAGUCGCCACCGAAUACAGCCCUGCCGAAAAGACUGAAAAACAUCAGGAACAGUCUGACCUAUAACGUUUAUAAUUACGGCUGCACAGGUCUGUUUGAGAAACACAAGCUUCUCUUCUCGUUCAACAUGACCAUCAAGAUUGAGCAGGCGGAAGAUCGAGUGCCCCAGGAGGAACUGGAAUUCUUCAUCAAAGGUAAUCUGUCCCUGGAAAAGACUUCGCGCCAAAAGACUUGUAACUGGCUUCCCGAUUCUUCCUGGGAAGAUGUCGUGAAACUUUCUGAGCUUUUUCCUGGCCAGUUUGCGUCUUUGCCGGACGAUGUUUGUCGAAAUUCGUCCGAGUGGCAAACGUGGUAUGAUCUUGAUGUACCGGAACAGGCUCCGAUGCCAAUGAAAUAUGGCGAGAGGCUGACGGACUUUCAGAAGCUGCUCCUGCUGCGUUGUUUCCGGGUCGACAGAGUCUACAGAGCCAUCACCGACUACGUCACCAUCAUCAUGGGCGAGAGAUAUGUUCAACCUCCGGUGAUCAGUUUUGACGUUAUUUAUGAGCAGAGCACUCAGUUCUCCCCCAUCGUCUUCAUCCUGAGCCCUGGCUCUGACCCCGGAGCUGACCUCAUGAAACUCGCUGACAGGACUGGCUUUGGGAACAAGUUCAAGUUCCUUGCUAUGGGCCAAGGCCAGGAGAAGGUUGCACUACACCUUCUGGAACUGGCGGCGGCUCGUGGUCAGUGGUUGAUGCUACAGAACUGCCACCUGCUGGUUAAAUGGCUGAAAGAUUUGGAGAAGUGCAUCGAGAGGGUCACCAAGCCUCACCCCAACUUUCGCCUUUGGUUGACCACCAACCCUAUUGAUGAUUUCCCCAUUGGCAUUCUUCAAAAGUCUCUCAAGGUUGUGACCGAGGCUCCGAACGGUCUCAAGCUCAACAUGAGAGCCACCUACUCUAAAAUCUCCCAACAGACGUUAACGGAUUGCCCGCACGCGGCCUUCCGCAGCCUGGUCUACGUGCUGUCUUUCUUCCAUGCCGUGGUGCAAGAGAGGCGCAAGUAUGGCAAAAUUGGAUGGAAUGUCCCCUACGACUUUAGCGAAUCAGACUUCUUGGUGUGUUUGGAGAUCUUGAACACCUACCUGACCAAAGCUCACAACCAGAAAGAGAGCAAUAUUCCCUGGGGAAGUAUUAAGUAUCUCGUAGGCGAGGUGAUGUACGGUGGACGAGUCAUUGACAGUUUUGACCGCCGGAUCCUGAACGUCUACAUGGAUGAGUACUUUGGAGACUUCCUCUUUUAUGACUUUUGUCGGUUUCACUUCUUCAAAAACACUGAUGUCGACUACAAGGUUCCGCCAUAUGGACCCAAGACUAUAUAUAUUGACGAGAUUGAGUCUCUACCACUGGCAAACACCCCCGAGGUGAUGGGUCUUCAUUCCAACGCAGAGAUCGGCUACUACACACAAUCAGCGAAAGACAUGUGGUUGCAUCUCAUCGACCUGCAACCGCAGACGGGCGAGUCUGGUGGAAGCAUCAGCAGGGACGAGUACAUCACUCAGGUGGCCCAGGACAUCCAGAACAAGUUGCCUGCAGUAUUUGACCUGGAUGUUAUCCGCAAGAAAUUUGGCACUGAAAUCUCUCCUACAUCGGUGGUGCUGCUUCAAGAACUAGAGCGCUUCAACAAGCUGAUCGUUCGCAUGAAGCGUUCUCUGGCUGAGCUGCAGAGGGCCUUGGCUGGUGAGGUGGGCAUGAGCAAUGAGCUGGAUGAAGUCGCCCGGGCCCUUUUUAACGGUCAGAUCCCUGCUAUUUGGAAAAAGUUGGCACCUGACACACUCAAGUCGCUGGGCAACUGGAUGAUUCAUUUCAAGAGGCGAUUUGAGCAGUAUAAGUCAUGGGUGGAUUCAACAGAGCCAAAGGUCAUGUGGUUAUCAGGACUCCACAUCCCAGAAUCCUACCUGACUGCCUUAGUUCAAGCUGCAUGCAGAAUAAAUGGUUGGCCUCUGGAUCUUUCCACACUUUACACUGAGGUGACCCGCUACCGUGACGAGGAGGAAGUCAUUGACAGACCUUCACAGGGUUGUUUUGUGUCUGGUUUGUACCUGGAAGGAGCAGACUGGGACAUGGAGGUUGGCUGCUUGGUGAAGAGUAAACCAAAAGUUCUGGAGGUUCAGCUGCCCAUUCUCAGAGUCAACCCCAUUGAGACCCACCGCCUCAGGUUGCAGAAAACCUUGCGGACACCAGUGUACACUACAUCGUUACGGAGGAAUGCCAUGGGUGUGGGUUUGGUUUUUGAGGCUGAUCUGUACACCACGGAGCACCUCUCCCACUGGGUUCUCCAGGGUGUCUGUUUAUCCCUCAAUACUGACUGAAGACAGCCAUUGGUGAUGGCAGCUCCUCACUCAGAUUCAGGAGGAACCUUUUCAGUGGACUACAGAAUCCAGUGACAACUGCUUCUAUAUUGGUGUACAGUUUUAUUUUUUUUAUUGUUUUCAGUCUUACUGAAACCAAAUGUAGCUUUCUUAAUCCAAGCCUUUCAUUUAUGUUGCACUCAAUUGCCAUUUUGGCUAUUAAUGAUUGAAACAUUUAAUCUAGUUGAAAAAUUUGCUCCAUACUGAUUUUAAUUAUCUAAAUAUUUCUUUUCUUAUAUCUUUGUUUGCAUGAUGUCAUUAUACAGACAUCAAUUGGAAUAUUUUUUGGGAGAAGGAUUUGAACAUUGUGCAUAUUCAAAUGUCCAUCCCGAAAACAAAGGAAAAUAAUGUGAAUCCAGUUCCGAAAUGAAGUCACAUCUUUCAUCUUUGCACACUUACAGACAAUAGAUAGUGUUUGCACAGCAGGAGAGCAAGAGGGAAUACAAAUCACUCCUCAGAGGUGAAAAUUAUUUUCAGAUGCUUGUGACUGGAGGGAUUUACAUAAACUCUAAAAUGUUCUCCUUACUGCUUUGUCCUACUGCUUGCACGGACUGGCUACAUAACAUGCCAAGGUGCCUAACCAAAUUCCUGUUUGUUGUGUGUGAAAGCAAGUGUGUGCACUGAUUGCUUCAUUGGCCGCUCUCCUCCAUUCAAAAUGCCUCUGAGUGUCCAAACAUUUAAUAGCACUAAUCAUUUUUCGCUUUAUUUACCAACAAAUCGGGAAUAAGCAGGACCGCAUCAGCACGUAUGAGAGGUAAAGUUGCAUAUACGGCACAUUCGCAUCUUGGGUCGUGGUCCUGAGUUUCAGCACCAUGUGUUUAAUUUGGAUCAGGAGCACAGCUCUGUGGUUCGUGGCUGCUUGAUUUGUAACUCGACAUGUCCCAUAUGUAUGGGCAGGCGGCUGCUUCCCUCCCACCUUUCUGUCCGUCUGUCUGCCUGUCUACAUGGGCACUGAUGAUUCUACCAGACUGACACUAAAUAUACAGGCCGUGAUGGUGCUGAAUGAGCAUAAUUGAACGACCACUCUUAAAACCAUUUAGUGUUUGAAUGGGGACGGCCAUCAUAUUAGGCACACCUGCAAUAGCAAAGGAGAAAGUGCUGUAUUAGUCAUUAAAGUUAACAUGAUUAUACUGCACUGCCUGCUACACAAUUUGCACCGCAGACCAAAAUUUGGGACCCACAUAAAUCAUUUCAAUACACAUAAUGUGUGUUUGCUUGUGUAUCUAUGCAAGGGAUAUAAAGUGACAGGCAGAACAAUUCAAUGUUUUCCCACUUGAAUGUAUAAUUAAUGUGUGUGCAUCAUUUGUGGUGACAUUUUUGUUUGGUCGUGAAGCACUGUUUUUUUUUCUUUUUUCAAAGAUUAAAUAUAUGGUUUGGCUUAAUAAAGG
Syngnathus acus (greater pipefish) is the source of this 14759-nucleotide messenger RNA. RefSeq names its product dynein heavy chain 10, axonemal-like. Bases 1 to 13332 code for a protein of 4443 amino acids. Lineage: Eukaryota; Metazoa; Chordata; Actinopteri; Syngnathiformes; Syngnathidae. Gene Ontology annotation, molecular function: dynein light intermediate chain binding; ATP binding; dynein intermediate chain binding. The transcript is spliced from 75 exons. The record is from RefSeq and is a predicted model, not a curated record. Gene Ontology annotation, biological process: microtubule-based movement. Gene Ontology annotation, cellular component: dynein complex.